Orbilia oligospora ATCC 24927 is the source of this 966-nucleotide messenger RNA. RefSeq lists its product as uncharacterized. NCBI's taxonomy places the organism in Eukaryota, Fungi, Ascomycota, Orbiliomycetes, Orbiliales, Orbiliaceae. Gene Ontology annotation, molecular function: chloride channel activity. The transcript has 4 exons. The record is from RefSeq and is a predicted model, not a curated record. The coding region runs from base 1 to 966 and encodes 321 amino acids.
AUGCCAGCCCACCGCGUCCAGUCUUUUCCAUGGUAUCACAGCAGUCGCCAAAAACCGCGAAGAUGGCCUCUCGCACUGCGCUUUAUUAAGGGAUCCGUUCAUGCCAAAAUUAUCGGCCCCAUCGUCUUCUACACCCUUUUCACCGCUCUUGUGGUCUACAUCGACCAGCGCCUAAAUGUCAACCUCGGUGUCCCAAGCACUGUAACCCCCAGUCUCUCAAUAGUCGUCGGUCUCUUACUCGUCUUUCGCAACUCCUCGUCUUAUGAACGUUUUUGGGCCGGCCGCCAAGAUGUCAGCCAUAUCGUCUCCAACGUCCGAAACCUAUCGAGGUAUUUCAUGCUCUGUGGUCCAAAUGAGUCAGAUGAAGACCGACAGGACACAGAAAAGGUCGUGAAAACCCUUAUUGCAAUGUUAUUUGCCAUGCGAUCUUCCUUACGAGAGGACUGGGGUAUUCCGGACAAAGAAGAAGAACCUGAGUAUACAGACCUCUUGCCUUUAGGGAUACAGGGACAUGAAAACUGGGGAGUGGCGUUACCACUCGAACUUGCUUUCUUUGUAGAGAAGUAUAUUAGGAAGGGGCACAAACGGGGUAACUUCCAGGCCCCACAAGCGUCGAUGUUGACGUCGCAGGUGAAUGCGAUCAUCGACGGGUAUGGGCAUAUGGAAACUAUCAUGUUGACACCUAUCCCCGUCUGCUAUCAGAUCCACAUGAAACAAGUUUUAUCGCUAUACUGCCUCUUCCUUCCGUUCUCCAUUGUGGACGACUGGAACUGGGUGGCUGUUCCCAUGGUUGCUUUGAUUGCUUUCACGCUCUAUGGUAUUGAAGGUAUUGGUCAGGAAAUCGAGAAUCCUUUCGGCUUGGAUAGGAAUGAUAUCAAAAUGGAUAACAUAGUGCGAGAUGCACGACAGGAGAUCACAACCUUGCUGGAGUGCUGGAAACAAGGAAAGGAAGAGCAUUUUCUCUAA